UGCCUUGUGGCGGAGAGGACGUCUGCCUUCGCGGGCUUCGGCGGCGGCGGCGGCGGCGCAGCAGAACGUAGCACAUACAGACCAGGCCUGUUCCCUGGGUGGGAACCUGCGUGUCAGCAGCCCGGAGCCCAGAGCCUGUCCUGGAGCCUGCACAAUCAAUCCUGACGGAAGCGGAGGGACCGAGUGCAAUCCAUCCAGGGCGCAGCUGAGUUUUGAGAGGCGUUAAUGCCUUGGCGUCCACCAAGGGACCACUGGGACUAAUUCUCUUGGCAAACUUGUGGCCAGCCAAAACUACCAUGCUUCACAUCCCGGUUCUGCUUGGUUAUCGCCCAAGAUUGGCUUCCACCAGAGAUGAAAUGUGGUCUGAGGGAAGAUACGACUAUGAUCGACUUCCGAGAGAGCGAGUGCCGCCCCGGAGCCAUCCCAGUGAUGGCUACCAUAGAGUAGUUAAUGUUGUGCCAAAGAGACCACCUCUGCUAGACAAGAGACCACCUCUGCUAGACAAGAGACCGCCUCUGCUAGCCAGACCUGAUGAAGGAGGCUACAGUAGAUAUUACAAUCAUGUUGAUUACGGAGAGUGUGGCGAGGGCCGCAGUUUUUCUCAUGAUCGAAGAAGUGGCCCACCUCACAGAGGAGAUGAAUCUGGCUACAGAUGGACAAAAGAUGACCAUUCCACAAGCCGACAGCCUGAAUACAGGGACAUGAGAGAUGGCUUUAGAAGAAAAGUCUACUCUUCCCAUUAUUCAAGAGACCGGUCUCCCCAUAAAAGGGACGCUCCUUUUUUCAGAGAGUCACCCGUAGGCCGGAAGGACUCCCCACACAGCAGAUCCGGCUCCAGUGUCAGCAGCCGAAGCUACUCUCCAGAGCGAAGCAGGACGCACUCCUUCCACCAGUCUCAGCAUAGAAAGUCCGCGCGCGUCGGUGCGUCCUACAAACGGCAGAAUGAAGCAAAUCCAGGAAGAGGUAAAGAGAGAUCCAUCCAGUCUGUGAAAACUUCAAGAGAUACUUCUCCCUCAAGUUCUUCAGCAGUUUCUUCAUCCAAGGUGUUAGACAAACCUAGCAGGCUAACUGAGAAGGAACUUGCUGAGGCUGAAAGCAAGUGGGCUAGCGAGAAAUUGGAGAAGUCAGAUGAAAAUAACUUGGGUGAAAUUGCUGAGUUUGAGGAGGGGUCCACAGCACCCUUAUUUAUUGACCAGACAGAAGAACCCGAGUCAAGCACAUCAGAUGACCAGCUCAGCAGUCGCUCUAAAGCAAUUGCAUCAAAAACAAAAGAGAUCGAACAGGUAAGAAUGCAGUCUUCUAUAGACACAGCUGGUGGCUGUGGCUCUGCACUGAAUACAUAUCCUGGCAUGUCUUUUCCACUUGUAACUCCAAAGUUCCACUGAACAUG
Molecule: messenger RNA, 1390 nt
Organism: Acomys russatus (golden spiny mouse)
Lineage: Eukaryota; Metazoa; Chordata; Mammalia; Rodentia; Muridae
Gene: Pphln1
Product: periphilin 1
Exons: 10
Coding region: 297-1385 (362 amino acids)
Biological process (GO): protein localization to heterochromatin; negative regulation of DNA-templated transcription; negative regulation of gene expression, epigenetic
Cellular component (GO): nucleoplasm
Source: RefSeq, a predicted model, not a curated record